This is a messenger RNA of Arvicola amphibius (Eurasian water vole), 3705 nucleotides long. Its product is annotated as cytochrome P450 2J4-like. Lineage: Eukaryota; Metazoa; Chordata; Mammalia; Rodentia; Cricetidae. The record is from RefSeq and is a predicted model, not a curated record. Gene Ontology annotation, molecular function: heme binding; oxidoreductase activity, acting on paired donors, with incorporation or reduction of molecular oxygen, reduced flavin or flavoprotein as one donor, and incorporation of one atom of oxygen; iron ion binding. Gene Ontology annotation, cellular component: cytoplasm; intracellular membrane-bounded organelle. The transcript is spliced from 8 exons. Gene Ontology annotation, biological process: xenobiotic metabolic process. The coding region runs from base 82 to 1380 and encodes 432 amino acids.
AAGAAGCAGGAACUUAGCAGAGGGACUGUCUCUGCCAUCAGCACCAGGCAGAGACCCAGGGAACUGGCCCCAGCUCUUGCCAUGUUUGUCACAGAGGGCUCCCUGGUAGCCGCCAUCUGGGCAGCGCUCCAUCCUAGGACUCUGCUGCUGGCUGCUGUCACUUUCCUGCUCCUGACCAACUACCUCAUAAUCAGGCGCCCCAAGAACUCCCCUCCAGGGCCCUGGCGCCUGCCCUUUGUGGGAAACUUGCUCCAGUUGGAUUUGGAACAGUCGCAUCUGGCAGUUCAGAAGUUUGUGAAGAAGUACGGAGACCUAAUUAGCCUGGAUUUUGGUAACAUCCCGUCAGUGGUCAUAACUGGACUGCCCUUAAUCAAAGAAGCUCUCACUCACAUGGAGCAAAACUUUCUGAAACGCCCCAUCACACCUCUCAGAAAGCGCGUCUUUAAUGACAAUGGAUUGAUCAUGUCCAAUGGCCAGACAUGGAAGGAGCAAAGAAGGUUUGCACUACUGACACUCAAGAACUUUGGAUUGGGAAAGAAGAGCUUAGAGCAGCGCAUACAAGAGGAGGCCAGCUAUCUUGUGGAAGCCAUAGGAAAGGAGGAAGGACAGCCUUUCAACCCUCACUUCAGUAUCAACAAUGCAGUUUCCAAUAUCAUUUGCUCCAUCACCUUCGGUGAGCGCUUUGAGUACCAUGACAGUCAGUUUCAGGAGAUGCUGAGGCUACUGGAUGAGGUCACGUGUUUGGAGGCAUCAAUGAUGUGCCUGCUCUACAAUGUCUUUCCAUCCAUAAUGAAAUGUCUUCCUGGAUCACAUCAAACAGUUUUCAGAAACUGGGAAAAACUGAAACUGUUUGUGUCCCGCAUGAUGCACAGUCACCAGAAAGAUUGGAAUCCUGCCGAACCGAGAGACUUCAUUGAUGCUUUCCUCACAGAAAUGUCUAAGCACCCAGACAAGACUACUACAAGUUUCAAUGAAGAAAACCUCAUCUGCAGCACUCUGGACCUCUUCUUUGCUGGAACAGAGACAACAUCCACGACCCUGCGCUGGGCUCUGCUCUACAUGGCCGUAGACUCAGGAGUGCAAGAAAAAGUACACACUGAGAUUGACAGAGUGAUUGGCCAUGGGAGGCAGCCAAGCACUGCUGACCGAGAGUCCAUGCCCUACACCAAUGCUGUCAUCCAUGAGGUGCAGAGGAUGGGCAACAUCAUCCCCUUGAAUGUGCCCAGGGAAGUGACAGCUGAUAGCACACUGGCUGGAUUUCAUCUGUGUAAGGAAAGAGAGCCUGCCUGGGAGAACAACUGGCCAGGUCUGAGCUGUUCAUUUUCUUCACUGCCCUUUUGCAAAACUUUACCUUCAAGCCCCCAGCCAAUGAGAAGCUGAGCCUGAAGUUCAGAAUGGGCCUCACCCUGUCCCCACUCAGUCGCCGUCUCUGUGCUGUCCCCAGACUGUGAUGCUGGAGAAGGAAAGUGUAACGAAAAGCAGGAGUGAAAUGCACCUCAAACUCACUGAUGCCUCCACACACCAGAGGCGACAGGCUAAAGGCAACUGAGAAAAGAGGGGACGAGUUGGAGUAAGGAAACUACAUCAAAUUCCUAGACUGCUGGACCCAAAAUUGAUGUUGGUUAUGUAACUUAUGAGUUCAUAAAGGUUUCUGAAGCAAUAAUGACUGUUUCCAUUUUUAAAUUAUAUAUAUAUAUAUAAAAUGAAAUGAUUUAUUAAAAUACUAUUUAAGUCAUAAUUCACAUCAUGCGGGUGUGCCUUCAAGUUUUUUCCUUCCUCCUGUUGUAGACAUGGAUGUACUUCUGGACUGUUGAAAUGGGUCAAUUGGAAUUAGUGACAAGAGAGAAUAUGAGUUAGAACCGGGCAUCUGGGAGAGCCACAGAAAUAGGACUUGAAGACUCUCCUGUCUGGAAGGACUAUAGCUAUCUUAUCUUGCUCUGCCUCUACGUGGUCCUCCUGAAAGUCAGGUGGAAAGGGAUGGCUCACUCGGCACACAAACAAGAUAAGCAAUAUAGAGGCAAUUUCUAUGACUUAAAUAUUAUAGAUGGAUCUUGACCUCUGACCCAGCACCAGGUAAUACUUAGUUACCAAGAAGCAAACCCUAGAAGCAAGUUUGAAUGGAAAAUAGUAAAUAUUUUCUAGCUUCAGAUACAUAAGGCCAUCUGAGAUUCUUGGGAUUGUUGGGAGUUCUCUGUCUGUUGGUCCUUGAUGCUGUUGAUCUGGGCGAAGAAAGCAUCACUUUCAUCUUAAAGGGAAUAAGAAUGAGUUCAUUCUAGAUCCAUUUUGAGUGAUCAUGGCCCAGGAACACAGGUUAUUACUAAUUCCAUGUUCCAACACAGAAGUAGUUUCAUUAACUUUUAUAGUUUUAUAAAACAAAAAUGUCAAAAGACGUCUAAAAUAUUUAAGUAGUACAUCAGAGAAGUGAUUACAGCAAGACGGGAAAGGUUUCUCUGACGACCAUAGAUGCUAACUGAUGACAUUCUUCACUUUUAAGUUGGUGGAAGCCAGUGGGUGUGGAAAGUCCAUAAAUAAUAAACAUUAUCUAUUCAUUCCAGAAUGUGAGCAAUACGCAGAGGUUAGCAAGGAAUGGCUGGAUGUUGCUGAACCUUAAAGCUGGUCCAAGAUAAAGUAAUUAGUCUUGGACCUGUAAAAUUCCAACAUCUCUCAAAAAUAAUGAACUUGGAAUCAAUCAGUCUCUGCAGAUACAGCUUAUUAUAGGAGGUUUCGUUCACAGUGCAAAUACUAUGAAGUUAAAUGAUAGGUCAGUGGGACUCCCACCAUCAUAUUGGUGGAGUCUGUCUUGAUAUGGUGUCCAGAUGAGGAAGUUAAAGUCUUUGUCACUACUGAAAAGGUCAAGAAAUAAGAAAUUUAGUUCUCCAUCAAUAAGAGGGAUUAGUGCAAAAGCCUUCUUUCCAUUGUUCAUGAGGGGAGGAUGGAUGAUGGAAAAUCUUCAAAGGUUGCUCUGGAGUGGAAGACAAUGUGUUAUUGAACUUGUGGGUCACCACCUGUGUUCCAAGUCAGGUCUUACCACCCUACCCAUAGAAACCAAUAAAAUGUAUUAAAUUAAAUGUGCAAAACAUAAAAGGGUAUUUAUUCAAUGUGACCAUAUUGGAAAGAGGGACAAAGAAAUCCAGAAGCCUCCCUGAGUCAUCCUCCAAGUCCAGUAGGGAGAUUAAAGUUUAGCUAGGGAGCCAAGUAUGUGCAAAUGCAAGCAGUCCAAGCCAAAGUGUGGUGAAACCCCUAUCUUCAUUUUUGCCAGGUCUAUUAUAGAAGGAGAGUUGGAAAAUGUUCCAAUAUAUCUUCCUUUAGUCUUAGAGACAGGAAGGAAAACACCUGUAGACUAUAUCAUCUUGACCCAAACCUUAGAAUGGAAAUGCAUGCUGUUUUUCUGCACUGAAAUCUAGUCUAAUCUAAGACUUGGGGAUGAUAAAAGGUGCCCACUAAUAAAAAAUAUCAGGGAAGAUACUUAUUAAGGUUUCAGAUUGUGUGCCUCCACUUGCAGAUAGGCUGACUGUGGGUUUAGACUUUCAAAAGUCGGUCCUCAGCCCCACACUAGUCAGAGAUGAUCUUGGGUUAGAACUGGAUAAAAGCAACUACUUCUAUCAUUUUGUUCCUCCUUGAUUGUGAGUGCCAACUAUUGCAUACUCUUGACCUUACAACGUUUAAAACCCAAUAAACACUGAUUUGACAAGCUGGAUAUCAAUA